This is a messenger RNA of Aricia agestis (brown argus), 905 nucleotides long. RefSeq names its product pancreatic triacylglycerol lipase-like. Bases 12 to 905 code for a protein of 297 amino acids. The record is from RefSeq and is a predicted model, not a curated record. Gene Ontology annotation, molecular function: lipase activity. The transcript has 6 exons. NCBI's taxonomy places the organism in Eukaryota, Metazoa, Arthropoda, Insecta, Lepidoptera, Lycaenidae.
UGCGCAGCGACAUGUUCUUGACAAAAUGUUUGCUGGUUCUGUGUGCUGCAAUCGCAGCACAUGGUUUCACCCUCGGUCCAGCUGAUGUGCUCUUCCAUCUGUACACAAGGACCAACCCCACUUUGAGCCAGCCGCUGCUGCCGUCCAUAGCAUCCAUCAUCCAGUCCUCCUUCUCACUCAAUCGCAAGACCGUCGUCCUCAUCCACAGCUAUGCUGAGGAUGUAUCUGGAAACUUCAACGCCUUUGUUGUACCAGCUCACCUCGAGGCUGAGGAUAUCAACCUGCUUGCCGUGGACUGGAGUGCCGGUUGCCCCAUGUACACCAUCGGCCUGGGCAACACGCCCCAGCUGGGUCAAGUUAUCGCUGACUUCAUGAACAUCCUCAUCGACAGUUUCGGUUACGACGUCAAUCUGAUCCGCAUCGUCGGCGUGGGCUUGGGCGGCCAUGCUGCUGGUAUCGCUGCGAGGAAGAUCAACGGAGUCGUUCCUCAUAUUAUUGCUAUUGACCCAUCUCUUCCUGGCUGGACCUAUCAUCCUGAUAUCCUGGACAAGGAUGACGCUGGCGUUGUUGAAGUACUCCACGCGACCGCAGGCGUCUACGGCUACGACUUUCCUCUGGGAGACCUGGACUUCUACCCCAACGGUGGAACCCAACAGGCCGGCUGCGGUACAGACACCAGCUGCUCCCACAUCUACUCCUACGCAUUCUACGCUGAGUCCAUCACCUCUGCCCUCAACGAUGGUAACAAAUUCGUGGGUACGGCCUGCGAGAGUUACGAAGAGGCUGUCCAGCAGCAGUGCUCUGGGGAACGUGAUGUUGCGUUCGGAGGGACAGAGGUUAAGCAGGGUGUCUCUGGAAUCUACACUUUCAACACGAACAUGAUACCUCCAUUUGCUCAAGGCUAG